GAUGUCCCCACGUGGUCGACAUAAUGUGGUACCGACAACUCCAAAAGGCACGAACGGGUUAAAGCAAUCCCUGGCAGGGAGUGGGCGGAGAUUCCAGCUGGAAGCAAACCGAGAAACCAAUGCUCAAAUCUGGAAAGGAAAAUCACAGUUGAGCGCAGUUUUUGUUCAUCUAAUUUGGGACGGGAUUUUUUCCUCUUUUAGCGAUCUUUGGGUGGGUUUGAAACGAGAGGUGCUAUGAAGCAGAAGUGUGAGAGCAGUUGUCAGCUGAGGACAGAGUAGACGUGGAAGGCUACAGAGGCGUCAGACACCGAAGCCUGAGUUAAGAGAGCAGAUCAACAGGACGGUGCAGAGCGCUGACUCUCACACUUGAAGACAAUGGAACUGCUGUCCCUCAUCUCACACGGAUCAUUCACUGUGAUGAGCCCCAAACCCGCGUGUCUGUGGAUGUGAAAUGGUCUAAACACGCCACACUGUUUUGAUUUGCACGGAUCAGCUGGACUUAUUCUGGUGAGCGCGCUGAUGGGAGAGUAACACGGUGCCAUCGGUUCCUGAAGAGAUACGAAGCCGGUGUUUCCCUAAGCCUUUAAAAACACCCACAGGGACACCAUGUGGAGCCUCGGGACGUGGAUGUUGCAGGCGGCUCUGUGCUGCGUGCUUCUGCAAACAGUGCUGCCCAGCGCCAGAGGUCUCAACAUGUGCAUGAGUGGCAGUGCUACUUCCUGUGAAGAAUGCCUCCUGAUUCACCCCAGUUGCGCCUGGUGCGCACAAGAGGAUUUUGGAAGGGGGCGCAGUCUGACAUCACGGUGUGACUUUAGUCAAAACCUGUUGAAGAGAGGCUGUGACAAACACUUCAUUGAAUACCCAACCAGCAGCAUCAAUGUCCUGCAGAACAUACCCCUAAGUUCAAAAGGUUCUGGGUCAACCCAGUAUGAUGUGGUCCAGAUUAUGCCACAGAAGAUCUCUCUCAGCCUGCGACCCGGAGACCAGACGUGGUUCAGCCUGCAAGUGCGGCAGGUGGAGGACUACCCGGUGGAUCUCUACUACCUGAUGGACCUCUCUCUUUCAAUGAAAGAUGAUCUGGACACCAUUCGCAACCUGGGCACUAAGCUAGCCCACGAGAUGGGCAAGCUCACCAGCAAUUUCAGGCUAGGCUUCGGCUCAUUUGUGGACAAAAACAUGUCCCCGUUCUCCUACAUGGCACCAAAGUACCAGGAGAAUCCAUGCGAUGGGUACAAGCUGUUUCCCAACUGUGUCCCCAGCUUCGGUUUCCGCCACAUCCUCUCGCUGACUGACAAAGUGGACCGUUUUAACGAGGAGGUGCAGAAGCAGAUGGUAUCUCGCAAUAGAGACGCACCGGAGGGCGGCUUCGACGCCAUCCUUCAGGCUGCUGUUUGUAAGGAAAAAAUAGGCUGGAGGAAAGAGGCCUUUCACCUGCUGGUGUUCGCCACGGACGAUGUACCUCACCUCGCUCUGGACGGCAGGCUCGGUGGUCUUGUCCAUCCCCACGAUGGACAGUGUCACCUCAAUGACAACAACGAGUACAGCGCUUCCACAAAGAUGGACUAUCCUUCUCUGGCUCUUCUCGGGGAGAAACUGUCAGAAAACAACAUCUUCCUCAUCUUUGCUGUGACAAAAAGGCUGUACGUGAUCUACAAGGAUUUUACUGCACUCAUCCCAGGGACCACAGUAGAAAUCCUUGAUCAGGAUUCCAAGAAUGUCAUCCAGCUGAUUAUCGCAGCCUACAAUAGCAUCCGUUCUAAAGUAGAACUGUCAGUGUGGGACCACCCAGAGGACCUCAGCCUUUCCUUCACUGCCACCUGUCAGGAUGGAAACCCACUGCCAGGCCUCAGGAAGUGUGCUGACCUGAAGAUAGGAGACACUGUCUCUUUUAACGUCAGUGUGGAGGCGAGAAGCUGUCCUCCCCGUGGGACUGACCGCAGAUUCACAAUCAAGCCGGUGGGCUUUAAAGACCGCCUGGAAGUGGCCGUGGAUUACGAGUGUGACUGCGGCUGCAGCCGGAAUGCACAAAACAAUAGCAUCAUCUGCAGCUCCAUAGGUACUUAUAACUGUGGGACUUGCCAAUGUGAGCCUGGCUACCUGGGUGCCCGCUGUGAAUGCCAGGAGGGUGAGACAAGCAACAUGUUUCUCAGCGCCUGCCGGGAAUCCGAGGGCAAACAGAUCUGCAGUGGACGAGGCGAGUGCAGCUGCAACCAGUGCCUGUGCUAUGAAUCGGAGUUUGGAAAGAUCUACGGCAGCUUCUGCGAGUGCGACGACUUCUCCUGUGCUCGACACAAAGGCAUCCUCUGCUCAGGUCAUGGUGAGUGUCACUGUGGGGAGUGUAAAUGCCAUGCCGGUUACAUUGGCGACAACUGCAACUGCUCGACGGAGACAUCGGGCUGCAUUUCAGAUGACGGGCAGAUGUGCAGCGGGCGAGGCAGCUGUGUGUGCGGCCGCUGUCAGUGCACUGAGCCCGGAGCCUUUGGAGAAACCUGCGAAAAAUGCCCCACUUGCCCCGAUGCCUGCGGCACAAAGAGGGAGUGCAUUGAGUGCCGGCUUUUCAAUUCUGGAAGGCUUGCGGACAAUGAGACUUGCCAGCGACAGUGCAAGGAUCGCAUCAUCACUGUGGAGACUCUCAAAACUGACGAGCCCGGCGCUGUGCUUUGUUUGUACAAGACAGACGACGAUUGUGUCAUGAAGUUCACAUAUUCUGAGCACGCCAGCGGACAAUCUAUACUCUCAGCUCUUAAAGAGCCAGAGUGCGUCAGGGGACCAGAUGCCCUGAUGGUGCUGGUGGCAGUGGUUGGGAGCAUCUUGUUGGUAGGACUGUUGCUGCUCGCUGCCUGGAAGCUGGUCAUCACUAUCCACGACCGGCGUGAGUUUGCCCGCUUCCAGAGCGCCCGCUCGCGUGCCCGAUAUGAAAUGGCCUCUAACCCUCUGUACAAGCACCCCAUCUCUACACAUUUUGUGGAAACAGAUUUCAGCAUGUACAGCAAGUCCUACAAUGGAGGGCUCCACUGAUCCCUCAGUACAGGGCGCGGCGGGACCGGUCCAACAAGUAGAUCAAGGGGACGUGCCUGAGGUGGAUGGUGGACUGAGCACACUCACCCGUCUGCACAGUGCACACCCACAGCAAUGGCAGAAGAGAAAUGACUUUAAAGUGUGUUCAAAGAGAAGUCUGUGGCCUUCUUUGUUUUAUUUUCACCCGAGAAGAUUCAAACCACCUGUGUCUGUGCUUCACCGAACAAAUUAACACCACCCUCAUCGCGAUCGGGAUACAGAGUGAUUAGGGUUAGAAGUGAGCUCGUCUGCAGUUAUUCAUCAUAGACCAACUUAUUGAAACCAUAACUCCAGCCACAUAAAAGCGCUGCUCAUUCUGUACAGAUCAGGCAAGAUAUUGGCUUCUCUUUGUAUAUUUUUGUAGAUGUUGAAGAUGCAUUUUUAGCACAGACUGCGCACCCAGCAGGACUCUGAACUGCAGAUGAAUCCAAUUCACAUGAUUCUUAAAAAGCACAUAUUUCUGAGGGGGCCGGGGCUAUUAAAAUGUUUGGUACUACUAACUUUUACUAAGCAACUUUUCUUACCUUCAUUUUGCACAGAAGUUAUUGAGUCAAGUCUUGGAAAGAUUUAAAUAGUUUUUUUUUAAUGUCUUAAGUGUGUGUGUGUGUGUGUGUGUGAUUUUGUGCUCCAAUUGCACUCAGUUGCAGGGUACAAACUCACCCUUCAGCAUCUGAACACUGACGUUUCAGUCUGGUGUUGCUCUGUAACAAGAAAAGAACAAAUCUGGCAACAUUUUGGUCUGUUUCUAGAGAUGUUCUGGCCUCCUUACCACCUCUAAGAAACUGCUAAAAAAAAAAAAAAACCAUUCCCAAACAUUUAGCUUUCUUUAAAUGUACAACUAAAUAAAUAACAUGCAUUACAUUCUAUACGUUAAAACACAUUCAGCAGGGGUCAGCAAGUAUUCAAUCAUGGGCUCUUUAGUAUAUUUAUAUACAGUAUAUAUUAUGGGUUCAUUUAUUAACUUCCUUGAAUAUAGGCAGGACUGGAUUUAAUGUGGUUAUGUUUAUUGAUAUAAGCCCAGUGUUAAUAUUUUUAAACACUACUAUUAAACCUCAUCUUGUGUCGGGGAGGCUGAAUGGCCAUGUUUGGCCCCUAGUCACCAUUAGCCUGCCCAGUUUAUUUUAUGUUGUAAAAUAAAUGAGUGUUAAUAAAUUAAUAAGCUUAGUAUUGGGAGGUCACAGGUCAAGGUCAGUCAGCUAUCGUCUGACGGUAAUGCCAGUCCACAUCAGUUCAUACCCAUCUGUGUAUCUUAUUGGCCAAUCUGAGUUGCUGCUGCCACUGCAAAAGCUGUUUUUGCAACCCACCUCAGCUCCUCUUUAUCAUGUAUGUCAUUUGUACCCGGUCACAUUUUGGACAGAAAGGACAGAUGGUUUGAAAGAGGAGUAAAAGAAGCCAUCUAUGUGCACUGUGAGCGGCCAUCUUUGAAUAGCGGCGGUGGCUUACGACACCCAACUGUCUGCCAUCUAUAAUCCAGUUUUGAGAUCCCUUCCCAGACGUCUUAACGCCCACUCACAUCCUGGGCCAUUUGACCUC
Messenger RNA from Neolamprologus brichardi, 4590 nucleotides. It is a transcript of the gene itgb5, whose product is annotated as integrin, beta 5. Lineage: Eukaryota; Metazoa; Chordata; Actinopteri; Cichliformes; Cichlidae. Gene Ontology annotation, biological process: cell-matrix adhesion; cell-cell adhesion; cell adhesion mediated by integrin. Gene Ontology annotation, molecular function: integrin binding. The record is from RefSeq and is a predicted model, not a curated record. Gene Ontology annotation, cellular component: integrin complex; focal adhesion; cell surface.